AUGUUAAGAUCGAUUCCUCCUAGAAUAUCAUCAAGAUCUUUGAUCCUUCCAUCUUCUUCUAUCAGAUCUUUUACAUCUUUAAGAUCUUUUAGAUGUUUCAAUACUUCACCUAACAAUAAAUCCACUUUAACUAAAGAUUAUUCCCAGCCAAUUGUACCCAAAGUUGAUAUCACCAAACCCAAAAAUGAUUAUUUAAAAGAUUAUAAGUUAUCGGAGUUAUUCUCCUAUUUCUGUAUUGGUUUAGUAACGUUAAAUAAACCAAUAUUGAAUUUAUGUAUCAAAAUCUUCCCAUUUGUACCCAUGCCAAUCAUUAAAGCUUUAGUUUAUAAGGUUUAUUGUGGUGGUGAAACCAUGAAAGAUUUAUUUAAAGUUAGUGAUAGAUUACAAUCAAGAGGUAUUAACAAUAUGAUGUUAAGUUUAACCAUUGAAGCUGCUGAAGGUAAUGAAGUAGUUGAUCCAGAAUAUAUCAUUGAAGAAACUAAUAAAUCCAUUAAUGAAUUCUUAAUUCCUAAUACUAUUGAAAAGAUAAAAAAUUCUCAAGAUAUCAAUUCCAUCCCUCCUAGUUAUGUGGCAUUAAAACCAACAGGAUUCUCCCAUAACGCGGCCAAAAUCUUAAGGGAUUAUCAAACUGAUAAAGAAUUUGAUGUUUUAGUGGAUAGGAUCUCAAAAAUUAUCAAAACUAUUAAUGACGCAAACAUAAGUUUACAAAAACAAUAUCCUCAACGUAUUGCCCCAAUUGUUGUUGGAGUUAUUGAUGCUGAAAAACAUGAUUUACAAAAUGGAGUUUAUGAAUUACAAAGACGAUUAUAUAAGCAAUUCAAUAAAGUAGAUCAACCAGUUUCUGUGGUUGGUACUUUACAAAUGUAUUUAGCUGAAUCAGGUAAAUUAUUGACUUUAGAAGAAAACUUAGCCAAAGAAGGUAAUUAUAGAUUAGGUUUAAAGUUAGUUAGAGGUGCAUAUAUUCAUUCUGAAGCCGAUAGAUCAGUUAUCCACAAAACCAAACAAGAUACUGAUGUUAAUUAUAAUCAAGGUAUUACUUAUUGUAUUGAUAAUAUCUUGAAACAAGAAAAAUCAGAAUCAACUGUUGGACAUUUGGUUAUAGCUUCUCAUAAUUCUGAAUCUUUGAAUUUAGCUACUGAUUUAAUCAAUAAUCAACAAUCCACUAAUAAGAAUAAUAUUGUUUUAGGUCAAUUAUUUGGUAUGGCUGAUAAUAUUACUUAUGACUUGAUUAAAGAUAAAAAUGUUAAAAAUGUCAUUAAAUAUGUUCCUUGGGGUCCACCAGUUGAGACCAAAGCUUAUUUAUUAAGAAGAUUAGAAGAAAAUGGUGAUGCGGUUAAGAAUGAUACAGGUUUAAAUUUAAUUAAAGAUGUCUUGACCACAGUGUGGAAGAGAAUUUUUUAG
Messenger RNA from Yamadazyma jaroonii, 1401 nucleotides. The record is from the annotation of a GenBank genome assembly. NCBI's taxonomy places the organism in Eukaryota, Fungi, Ascomycota, Pichiomycetes, Serinales, Debaryomycetaceae.